Megalopta genalis is the source of this 3306-nucleotide messenger RNA. Its product is annotated as aconitate hydratase, mitochondrial. Lineage: Eukaryota; Metazoa; Arthropoda; Insecta; Hymenoptera; Halictidae. Gene Ontology annotation, molecular function: 4 iron, 4 sulfur cluster binding; aconitate hydratase activity. Gene Ontology annotation, cellular component: mitochondrion; cytosol. The record is from RefSeq and is a predicted model, not a curated record. Gene Ontology annotation, biological process: tricarboxylic acid cycle.
AAAUUUCCGUCAGUUCUCGAGUGGCCGGUUUGAGAAGGGCUGCCACGAGAGAAAAACAUCCUUUACCCAGCUGUCGGUCACGCGCCUGCGCUACCUCUCGGCCUUAAAACCCAAUUCGGCACCGCUGAGAACGUCACGGAAGGCUUCCUUCGUCGACAAUGUUGUACUGCUCACGAAUUGUUAGCGGCCAGAGGCUCGCUGUCUUCGCGGCAGACAUCCAGCAAAGAUGUUUCAGCGUAAGUCCGUUGAGCUUCGCUGCCGCGAAAGUGGCAAUGUCCAAAUUCGACAAAACUGCUUACCUUCCGUAUGACAAAUUGGAGGCGAACCUGAAGGUUGUGAAAAAAAGGUUAACCCGACCAUUAACGCUCUCCGAAAAAGUUUUGUACUCCCAUCUUGAUGAACCCGCUAAACAAGAUAUUGUCCGAGGUACAAGCUACCUCAGGUUACGGCCGGACCGUGUGGCUAUGCAAGAUGCCACUGCUCAGAUGGCUAUGUUGCAGUUUAUCAGCUCAGGACUGCCGCAGGUCGCCGUUCCUUCCACCAUCCACUGCGAUCACUUGAUCGAGGCACAAAUCGGCGGUGAUCAGGACUUGAAGCGCGCGAAGGACAUCAACAAGGAGGUGUACAACUUCUUGAAAACCGCAGGCGCGAAGUACGGCGUCGGUUUCUGGAACCCCGGCUCCGGUAUCAUUCACCAGAUCAUCCUCGAAAAUUACGCGUUCCCGGGUUUGCUCAUGAUCGGUACCGACUCGCACACGCCUAACGGCGGAGGACUGGGCUGCCUCUGCAUCGGUGUCGGUGGCGCGGACGCUGUCGACGUGAUGGCCAACAUCCCAUGGGAGCUGAAGUGCCCUAAGGUGAUCGGGGUCAAGCUGACCGGCGAAUUGAAGGGCUGGACCAGCCCCAAGGACAUCAUCCUGAAGGUGGCCGGCAUCCUCACGGUGAAAGGAGGCACCGGAGCUAUCGUCGAGUACUUCGGGCCAGGUGUAGACAGCAUCAGCUGCACCGGUAUGGCCACCAUCUGCAACAUGGGCGCCGAAAUCGGCGCCACCACCUCGAUCUUCCCCUACAACUUCCGUAUGCAAGAUUAUCUGAGGGCUACCGGCCGCUCGGGGAUCGCCGAUGCCGCGGAUUUGCACAGAACCAGUCUCCUGACAGCGGACAAGAAUGCUAAAUACGACCAGAUCAUCGAAUUGGACCUCUCCACCUUGGAGCCCCACGUCAACGGACCCUUCACCCCUGACCUCGCCCAUCCGAUCUCGAAAUUGGGUUCAACUGCCAAGCAGAACGGUUGGCCCAACGAGAUCAAGGUCGGCCUGAUCGGUUCCUGCACGAACAGCUCCUACGAGGACAUGGGUCGGUGCGCGAACAUCGCGAAACAGGCUCUGGAACACGGAUUGAAAUCGACGUCGGCGUUCAACGUUACGCCUGGAUCCGAACAAAUCCGCGCCACAAUCGAGCGUGACGGAAUCGCAAAAACGCUCCGAGAAUUCGGAGGAACCGUGUUGGCGAACGCCUGCGGACCCUGCAUCGGCCAAUGGGAUCGUAAGGACAUCAAGAAGGGCGACAAGAACACCAUCGUCACAUCGUACAACCGUAACUUCACAGGACGUAACGACGCGAACCCAGCCACCCACGCCUUCGUCACCAGCCCCGAACUGGUCACAGCUCUGUCUAUCGCUGGCCGAUUGGACUUCAAUCCAGUUACCGACAAACUGAAGGGCAAGGAUGGCAAAGAGUUCCUUCUGAAGGACCCCUUCGGCGAUGAGCUCCCGAGCAAAGGUUUCGACCCUGGCAUGGACACCUACGACAUGCCGCCAAACGACGGUAGCAAAGUGAAGGUCGACGUGGACCCGAAAAGUCAGAGAUUACAGCUUUUGGAACCAUUCGAUAAAUGGGACGGCAAAGAUCUGACCGACCUGACGGUUUUAAUCAAAGUCAAAGGAAAGUGCACAACUGAUCACAUCUCUGCCGCUGGUCCGUGGCUGAAAUAUCGUGGCCACUUGGACAACAUCUCAAACAACAUGUUCAUUGGCGCUGUCAACUUCGAAAAUGGUGAAGUGAACAAGAUCAAGAACCAGCUGAGCGGUUCAUGGGGAGGUGUGCCGGACGUGGCCCGGGACUACAAGAAAAAAGGCGUCAGAUGGGUAGCCGUUGGCGAUGAAAACUACGGAGAGGGUUCGUCUCGGGAGCACGCCGCUUUGGAGCCCAGACAUCUCGGUGGCCGUGCCAUCAUCGUGAAGAGCUUCGCCCGUAUCCACGAAACCAACCUGAAGAAGCAAGGCCUGUUGCCUUUGACCUUCGCCGAUCCUAGCGACUACGACAAAAUCCAGCCCACCGAUAAGAUCAGCCUUUUGGGACUGAAUGACCUCGCACCUGGCAAGCCGGUGUCAGCGGAGAUCAAGCACCAGGACGGCAAGGUCGACAAGAUCACCCUGAACCAUACCAUGAACGAUCAGCAGAUCACGUGGUUCAAGGCUGGCUCGGCCCUGAACCGGAUGAAGGAGAUCUCCGCCGGAAAGUAAGCGCGCGAUUACCAUCGCCGAACACCGUCAUCGUUCGUGAACAAAGAAGAAACGCGUGAUUGUAGCUAGCUAGCGUGUACACAUCUCUAGGGAAAUGCGAACGGGGCAGGCGCGCGCCCCGAUUUUCCAGGUAGAUACUCGUUACGUGACUCGCGAAGGGCGCGAACCGGGCCGGGAGAAAGUUUGCAAGUGUCGGUGACAGCGCGAAGCAAUGAUCAUUUUCACGACAAUAUUUGAACAAACGUGUUUCGCCGACCACCGUCGUCGUACAAUGAUGAACCCUCGUAAUCCGGGCGCAGGUUGUAAUUUUACGGAGACUCUAGUACACGGAUAAUACGUAGAUGAAUUUAAUUGUCGAAUUUAGCUGCAGCGAUCGGCCGCCGAUCCCUCCGGACUCGCGAUUCGGGGAUCGGAGCGGAAGUUCCCAGCGAUAGGCAAAAGGACCUGAUGUGCGGACUGGACGUGCCAAACGUGUUCAUUUUUCAAUUACGUAUCGCAGCCCGCCGAUGGCACGUCGAGACUGUACCAUAUACCCCCUUGGCCCAAACACACACACACACACACACACACACACACACACACACACACUCCCACACCAGCCACAUACCUCAAUACCGAUCGAUUAAAUCUUGUAUAUAUAUAUAUUACAUAUAUCGUUCGCAGAGUAGAAUCAUGUUCUGGCAAUGCGAUUUUCUAGAUACGACUGAUGAAGUAUAAUACAUUGUAAGAUCGUUGUUGUUACUCGAUGAACAAAUAAAAGGUUGAGCAAGUGAGCUUAUCA